Lycium ferocissimum is the source of this 2070-nucleotide messenger RNA. Its product is annotated as aspartic proteinase 36-like. The record is from RefSeq and is a predicted model, not a curated record. Gene Ontology annotation, molecular function: aspartic-type endopeptidase activity. The coding region runs from base 1 to 2070 and encodes 689 amino acids. Gene Ontology annotation, biological process: proteolysis. The transcript has 14 exons. Lineage: Eukaryota; Viridiplantae; Streptophyta; Magnoliopsida; Solanales; Solanaceae.
AUGGUGAAAGAAGUUCAAAGCUUAUCCAAGCUACGACUUUCGAACUCCGAAGUGGGUGGAUUUGUUGCCCAGAACAUGGCUUAUACCUCCUUAGUCAUUGAAGUUAGAGAGAAGCAGUUUGGUGAUUCCUACUUGUUGCAGAUGAAAGAGGGGAUUCACAAACAUAAAGAGUCAGCUUUUGUACAAGGGGGAGAUGGCGGUAUCAUGAGAUACCGAGGCAGAUAUUGCGUUCCAAAUGUAGAUGGGCUCAGAGAGCGGAUUAUGUCAGAAGCUCACAAUUUCAGAGUUUUGCCUAUGAAGGGAGUUAUAGGGUUUGGAAAGAAGGGGAAGCAUAGUCCCGCUAUAUUGGACCAUACAGAAUCCAGUGAAAGAAAGUGUGUGAGAGACCCGUCAUUGGUUAUCCCGACUGAUAGCAUAACAGUCAAUGAUAGUUUGACUUCUGAAAAAGUCCCAGUGAAAAUCCUUGAUCUCCAGGUUCACAAGUUGAGAACGAAGAAGGUGUGUAAUAUUCCAAGGGCUAAACUUUUCUCGUUCAAGCUAGGAGGUAAGGUAGCCAUGGAUAGGAAGUUUGUCUUGUUAGUUUCAGUUUUUUGCAUGGUAGUGGUGACUGUCACAGGUCAGGCACCCGUGGGUGCUAAUGCCACUACUCCACCAGCUGCUUCUCCCUCUAAGCACAAAAUUGCUGCCCCUGCUAAAGCACCAUCCACUGCUACAACUAUCCUUGUUGUUACUGCACCAAUAUCAAUACUACCAUCUAAAACACCAGCGAGAGUGCUGCGUUUGGAGAGGAUGUAUUCAAUGAAUCAAACAGUUGAGCUGGAGGAGCUCAUAGCCAGAGACCGAGCUAGGCAUGCUCGACAUCGAGUCGUCAAUUUUCCGGUUAUCGGUUCUUCCGACCCCUUUCUCCUCGGAAUUUAUUAUACAAAAGUGAAACUGGGAUCUCCACCAAGUGAAUACAAGGUGGUGAUUGAUACUGGGCGUGAUAUCUCGUGGGUUACGUGUAGUUCCUGCGAAGAUUGUCCUCGAAGAAGUGGACUUGGGUUUGAGCUGAAUUUCUAUGAUAGUGCCAGCUCAUCAACUGCAUCGCUUAUACCUUGUUCAGACCAAAUGUGUUCUUGGGGUCGGUGCUCCAUUACAAAUCAGUGUGCUUACACAGUGCAUUACGAAGAUAUGAGUGGCACUACCGGCUUUUUCGUGUCAGAUUUACUGCAUCUUGACACAAUCUUGGGGACCUCAGUGAUCGCUAACUCUUCAACACCAUUUGUUUUUGGGUGCAGUACCUCUCGAUCUGGGCGCCUGAGCAACACGGGUAAAGCAGUCGAUGGGAUUUUCGGAUUCGGUCAACUCAGUAUUUCGCUAAUAUCGCAACUUUCUGCACAUGGAGUUUCACCGAAUGUGUUUUCCCAUUGUUUGAAAGGAGAGGGUGGAGGUAUCCUAGUUCUCGGUGAGAUCUUGAAUCCGAGCAUGGUCUACACUCCCCUAGUUCCAGCAACGGCUCAUUACAACGUAAAUCUGCAGAGCAUUACUGUCAACGGGAAAAUUUUGCCUAUUGAUCGAGCAGCUUUUGCCAGCUCCAGUGAUCGAGGAACUAUAAUUGAUUCUGGCACAACUUUGGCUUAUCUUCCCACAGAAGCUUACGAUGCCCUUGUCAGUGCUAUAGCUGCCGCUGCUUCACCUUUAGCUAGACCAAUCAAAUCAGGGGAAAGGUCGUGCUAUCUAGUUUCCUCAAGCGUCGAAGAUAUGUUUCCUCCAGUUUCUCUAAACUUUGCUGGUGAUGUAUCCAUGCAAGUAAGACGAGCUGACUACCUUUAUCGUAUGGGAUCGUCGGAAGGUGCUGCUAUGUGGUGUGUUCUAUUUGACAAAAGUAAAGGAUUAACAAUCUUGGGAGAUCUUGUUGUUAAAGAUAAGAUCAUUGUCUACGACUUGGCUCGGCAAAGAAUUGGGUGGGCAGAUCAUGAUUGUUCAUCGCCGGUAAAUGUGUCUGAAAGCUCUGGCAAGGACAAAGCACUGUGCCGUUGGAUCAGUUAUUUUGUAGAGCUAAUGCUCUUCUAUAGCUUAUUUUGGAGCUGA